Oikopleura dioica is the source of this 456-nucleotide messenger RNA. Lineage: Eukaryota; Metazoa; Chordata; Appendicularia; Copelata; Oikopleuridae. The record is from the annotation of a GenBank genome assembly.
AUGAUGGCUGACCUUCUCGAAAAUGAGGAGGAACUAUUUCGACUAUUUUGGGGCUUUCCUAGAACCAAUGGCAACUCAGUGGCUGAGAAUCCAAAUCGCGUCAAAAAAAUAAUCGACGAUCUUACAAAUAUCAAUAUGGCGGACCAGGUUUCGGACGACGACAUCAGCUUCCUCGUUGCGAACGUUCGUAAUAUCGAGACUGUUCCUAGGCGUGGAAAAGGCGAUGGAAACUUCAUGUGUAAAAUCUGCCCACACUUGUUCGAUAAUUCUAUAAGCUACGGACUCAGCAGUAAAGAACGCCUCAAGCGACACUACCAACACCAUUUGCAGCACCACAUUUCUCGAUGGAAAUGUAGUCACUGCCCGCACACGCACUUUCAAAGACACACCAUGGAGCAACAUCUUCGAAGAAUCCAUCAAGGAGAAGGAUGGCUUAUCGAACUGCCAAGAUUUUGA